AUUUAUGUAACGUAUGCCUGUCGUGUGUAGUGGAACGCGCAGUAUAGUUUCGUGAUACAGAAGUAAAUCGAUCGAUCGGUCGUAUUUGAUUUCAUCAAGAAAAAAAUAGUACAUCUGUUUGGCUUCAACGUAAAAGAAAUCGUAUACGUUGUUACGAGAAACGAGGAAUACAAUCAACAGAUUUUGGUUUACGUGUUCUGCUUCACAGGUGAAAUGUGUAAUCUACGCUAGCAGAGUGUAGCGAUUGGAAGAUUUUAGAGUGAAAGAUGUACCGAUGGAUGCAUUAAACAUUGACUGUCAGGUUAUGGACGAAAACAUUGUAAGCGUUGUACUUAAAGAAGAACCUGGCGAUAGAUUUGAUCCCGACUACAUGGAGGACAUCUGUUCUGGGACAUUCGGGAAGGUAUUUUUACCUAUCGAAAAUAACGAAGUUGACUUCUCCAAUGAAAUGGUAAAGCUCGAACUGGAUGGCGAAUCUAGCAGUCAUCAAAAUUGGACAGCUCAGCUUGCUAACACGAAUUUAUGUGACAAGGAUGAUGGAGCUAUACAGAGAUGUCUGACAAACGCAAAUUUUACGCAAGUGCCAGACCCUGAGAAACAUUCUGGUUUUUGUUCAAAUGGGCAACAACCGAAAUUUUAUAAAAUACAAUGUUCCAUUUGCAAGAAAUGGUUCUUGAACAACGAUUCGAUGGUUACCCAUUUGAGAAUGCAUUGCAGCGGUAGCCAAUGCGAGGUUUGCCAGCAAAAUUUCCAAGACAGUUCCAGUCUGCAUGCUCACAUGUUGACGCACGUCGGGAUGAGUCCGUUGGAGUGCAAUGUCUGUCAAAAACGAUUCGCUUACAAGUGGUGUUUACGUAGUCACAUGCAAAUGCACGUAUUAGAAAAACCAUACGACAACGACGCGUUACAACAAACGUUUAUGAAACGGAUGGAUUCCGAGAACGAUCAAUCGAUGAGUGGAGAGGAUAGAAUAAUUGAAUGCGACGUUUGUCACGCGACGUUUAAAGAGAAGUCUAGUCUGAAUCGGCAUAUGAUUAGUCAUACGGAAGAGAGGCCGUAUAAAUGCGAUAUAUGUUUUACAACGUUUAGGGAAAAGGCAAAAUUGAAUAUGCACAUGACGCUGCACGGGGGUAACAAACAGUUUAAAUGUACAAUGUGUCACAGAUCGUUUGCACAGAAAACAGCGUUAAACAAUCAUAUGCUAGCGCACAGUGGUGAAAAGCCGCAUGCUUGUAACAUCUGCGAGAAAACGUACAAACGAAAAUCGGAGUUAAUCAGGCAUACGAUGGUUCAUACCGGCGAAAGACCGUACGAAUGCAAAGAAUGCCUGAUGACUUUUCGAGAGAAGGCAAAAUUAAAUUCUCACAUGCUCGUCCACACAGGUGAGAAACCGCACGAGUGUCACAUAUGUCACAAGGCGUGUGCACGGAAAUCGGAUCUGAAUAGUCAUAUGUUGCUACAUACCGGCGGUCAAUACGAUUGCAAAGUUUGCGAUAAAAUAUUUACCCGCAAGUCGGAUUUGAAGCGGCAUACAUUGAUACACACGGGCGAGAAACCGUUUGCUUGUGAAUUAUGCGAAAUGGCCUUUAGAGAAAAAACGAGACUGAAUUCCCAUAUGCUUAUACACACUGGCGACAAAAGACACGCUUGUCACAUUUGUCAGAAGACGUUUAAAGAGAAGUCCGCGUUGCGGAAACACAUGUUAGGUCACACCGGUGAUAGACCGUACGAAUGUUACGUAUGUCACAAGGCAUUUACCCAAAAAACAACUUUAAACAGCCACAUAAUGGUACACGCUGGUGAACGACCAUACGAGUGUAGUGCGUGUCAGAAAAUAUUCAAGGACAAAGCGACAUUGAAGAAGCAUUUAUCGGUGCAUAUAAACGAAAAAACUCACGAAUGUUUGAUUUGUUUAAAAAAAUUUGCCCAUAAAGCUGCGUUAAAUAGUCAUUUAUCGACAAAUCAUACGUCUUAACUCGAGGGAUCUAGUCCGUUGUUUUCCAGCUUUUAGUUUCUUUUUAUCAAAGCACUUGUAUGCAUCUAUAUCAGUGGCCGCCAAUACGUCGCUCGCGGCAACCAGUUUGGUCGCUGGUUUUAAUGUAUAUAUAUGUAUAUAUACAAAGACAAAGAGAGAGAAUUACUAUGUAAAUCUCAUUAUUUUUGAAGUUGUUGAAAUUUUGUAAUUGAAAAGUAUUUAUAUCAAUUAUAAUAAUUACAUAUAUUUAAAUGAUGAGAUUUAUAGCGUAGUAGUUCUUACACUCUUCUAGAUUGGCGACCACUGAUGUAUAUGUAGCUGCGUAAAGGCGGUUACGAGUACAUGCAUCUGUUUUAUAUGCUCAUUGAUCCAAACAGUCGCAUUAUUUCUUGUAUAUCUUUACGUACAAUAAAUUAAUUUUUAA
Messenger RNA from Hylaeus volcanicus, 2399 nucleotides. RefSeq names its product gastrula zinc finger protein XlCGF57.1-like. The record is from RefSeq and is a predicted model, not a curated record. NCBI's taxonomy places the organism in Eukaryota, Metazoa, Arthropoda, Insecta, Hymenoptera, Colletidae. Bases 275 to 1975 code for a protein of 566 amino acids. Gene Ontology annotation, molecular function: RNA polymerase II cis-regulatory region sequence-specific DNA binding; DNA-binding transcription activator activity, RNA polymerase II-specific. The transcript is spliced from 4 exons. Gene Ontology annotation, cellular component: nucleus. Gene Ontology annotation, biological process: regulation of transcription by RNA polymerase II.